AAGCUGUUACCGGGGGUAUAUAUAAACAGAACGCUGCUUUGAACAAGUAAAAUAUCUCUGAAACUCCAAGGGCGUUUAGUGUCCAAAAAUGGUUUAUAAAGUGGAUAAACACGGAGUGAGGACUGGAAACUCGUUUAAAAGAUGGAAUACGAAAUAUUAUCGACAGUACAAAAAACAGGCAUACAUUCUACGUUCGCACACAGUCAAUAAUGAAAAUGAAAGCCAAAGCUUCGAUGAUAUUGUCGCUUUCAAAAAAGAAAGCGUUUUGGGUGAGGGGACAAGUAUGGUCGAUGGAAUUGAAUAUUCUUUGAACAAGCAGAGAAGAUGGGAACUGCCGGAGAUACUGGAAAACAUUAUUCUCUCUUCUGAUGGCGAAAGGAAUUAUGGGAUACAACUUGUUCAACGUCACAGAAUCAAUCAAGUUGCUAACUGUUUUAACGUCUGCUCAACAGAAGGAAUUUACAAAGGUGGCGAUCUAAACACUGACCGUAAAUUCAAAAUUAAAAAUAAUGGAGGAUAUUUUCAGUCAAAUAGUGUGCUGAAACGAGCGCCAAUUCUGUCAAGAAAGAAACGACGUGACAGACGCCGGCGUCAUUUGCAGCAGGAAGAUAACAAUGAAGAACAACAGCAGGAACAAAUUGUAGAGUCAAAUAAGCUUCGCUAUGAAGUCCUUUACCCGAGUCCAGCCACCAGCUUUUUGACACAUAAAACUGAAGCUAUUGGCAUGUAUACACAUCCUGAUCCUCGUCAACGUUGUAAAAGAAGGGAACGAAUGGCCGGUCUUAUCAAGGAGUCUCUGCAGUGCAUGGACGACCCGUUCGAUGACUCAGAGGAGGAGGACGGCGUUUAUGAGGCAGAUGACUGUGGACAUGAAGAACGUGACUACAUUUUUACGCUUGACGAUAUCUUGAAACAUGCAAAUAAAGCAAAUACAUUGACAAGCGGAAAGGUGAGACAUAACAGUAACAUUAGCUCUUCUUCAGCAGAAGAAAAUGAGUUAUCGUCUUCUAAAGGUCGUAUGGUAUAUAUUGAUAGCAACGAAUCACGUGAGCUUGAUAGUAAUACAGUGAGCAACAACAGUAUUUCAACAAAAAGGAAGACAGCGAAACUACAACCAGUUCGGGUUAUUUUAAAGGACGAGACUAUAAAUCAACAAACGCUGGCUCAAACAUAUGGAAAUGAUUUUAUCGAAUGUGAUUGUUUCCCGCGCAAAUUCAUUGUUAACAUUUCCAAACAAGCAUCCCGCCUGAACAUGUUCAAAUCCUCCUGCAAAUCCAGUUUCAUCCACACAGAAGCUUGCAUUGUAUUCUUGCAUGAUGUUGAUAAUGAGGUAAACAAUUUGAAAGAAACUGUGUACAAAGUAUUUCUCAAUGCCAAUUUCGGUGAAAAUUUGAACAGCGUGCAGAUAGAAACAAUUUUUGAUUACAUGGAAACAAACGUAGAAGAAGUUGUUGAACGAACCCUUUUCUUCAUUGAAACUCUUCCCGUAGAAUCUAUAGAAUUCAACACCGAGAUUUUCAAAUAUAAAUCCACAGUUAAAGGUUCUACUCUGGAAGAAUGUGCAAAUUGGAAAGUUGAAUCAUAUCAGCCAAACAACACAUUUCUAUUUGAUUCUUUUUUGUCUCGUACUGCAUCUUCACACGACGCUGUGGACAUGGGUUUUGAAUUUAUACCUCGGUUCGAUGCAUGUUCAGAAGACAAAUCAGACAAUGUCACUUCUCCUAAGGAUCGAUUUUGCUGCAUUUGCUACUCUACUUUAGGGGACAGUGAUCUAGGGACAGCUCUUAUUUCUUGCAGUCAUUGGUUCUGCGACGUAUGUUGGAAGGAUUACCUCGAAACACAGGUCAGUAAUGGUGUUCAAGAAAUUCAAUGUCCAGAGUUUGAUUGUAGCAAAGUUGUUGAUCCUGGCACCAUUUUAACACUCAUAAGUAUGCGUGAAGUCAUAAGGCACGCGAAAUGUUGUCAUGACACUAAUGUGGAGCAACAGAAAUCUGCAAAAUGGUGUCCAAAUGAAAAAUGUGGCAGAGUUUUGAAAAGGAAUUGUGAAGAAGCCAAAAACUCACAGUGUGUAUGUGGAAUUAAGGUUUGCUUUGAGUGUCUCGAAACUCCACAUUGGCCAGCAAGUUGUGAUUCCGUCAAAACCUACUAUAAGAAACUUAGAGAAACAGGCGAUAUAGCUAUUGAACCACCAGGAAUGAGAAACCCCAUUGUUGUUCGCGGAAAGAAGUGUCCAUCAUGCCAUAGAUUCAUUGAGAAAAAUGGAGGAUGCCCAUCGAUGAUUUGUGUUUGUAGAGCUGAAUUUUGUUGGGGUUGUGGACAACUAUUGGACAGCAGAAUACACGGAUAUGAAUGCGACAAAUAUGGUUAUAAAGACUAUCAUAAUACGACUAAAAAAACCUUCGCAUCUAAAAACCCUCUUGAUCGCAAACAUCGCCAAAAGUGGUACAAGAUGGCCCUCGUACAUCGUGUCAAUCAACAUGCUGGCAGACUACACACAUUAAAGACAGCCGUAAAGCCUUUGGCCAAGAAGUUGCAAUAUUAUAUUGUUCGAGCAGAAAACCAAGGUGAAGUAGUAUCAUUCGACUUUGACUUUGCAAAUAGAACAUUUAUUAGGCAGACUGAAAGAACAGCGUAUUUCUUGAAAAAUACUAUUGACCUUUAUGUAGAAAUUAAUCACGUUGUUGAAAACACUUCUGUGUUGCUGAACUCUGAACAACUUCCGGCAGAUUACAGACAGGUUCUUCAACACAUCUCUCACAGACUUUCAAGCUUUUCAGAUGUAAUUUACGAACUAUUUUUAAGCAGUGAGAUAAUUACUGGCAAAGUUUUGUUAGAAAAAUUGAAAGAUGUAAGGUCUCAUACUCGUAAAGCGUUUCAGAGUCUUAUAAGAUGCAUUAAAUCUAUGAAAGCAUAAACACAGAUGUGGGUUUAUAAUUACCCAAUCAUGACUUUCUUUCUUUCAUAUAGAUACAUAGUAAAUAGUUGCUUUAUAAACUUACUAAUUGUGUUUGUUUUUAUCAUAUGAUUCUGAUUAAAUUCAUGGCAAUACAACUUUAA
This is a messenger RNA of Ruditapes philippinarum (Manila clam), 3057 nucleotides long. RefSeq lists its product as uncharacterized. NCBI's taxonomy places the organism in Eukaryota, Metazoa, Mollusca, Bivalvia, Venerida, Veneridae. Gene Ontology annotation, molecular function: zinc ion binding; ubiquitin protein ligase activity; ubiquitin conjugating enzyme binding. Bases 89 to 2914 code for a protein of 941 amino acids. The record is from RefSeq and is a predicted model, not a curated record. Gene Ontology annotation, cellular component: cytoplasm; nucleus; ubiquitin ligase complex. Gene Ontology annotation, biological process: positive regulation of proteasomal ubiquitin-dependent protein catabolic process; ubiquitin-dependent protein catabolic process; protein polyubiquitination. The transcript has 2 exons.